AUGAACAUAGAGACUCCCUGUCGGUCCAUUGGCGAGGCUUUGAACGCCAUUAUUUAUUUAUAUGAAAAUGAUUUAAUUGAACGACUCGCUGCUCGUAUCAUCUUGUUAAGAGAUGUUUCGGGAAGUUUAGUCUAUUCCUAUCAACAAUGUCAUAAUUUCGAUAUCUACAGCAAGAACAUUAUAUUUGAAGAGGUAGUAAUAUCUUCUUUAAAUGACACUGAAACAAUUUCAAUAGAUUGUUUUCAUGCUAUUUUUAUAAUAGGAACAUCUGGAGUUACAAAUGGAUUUAGAAAAUUAACAUUUUCACACAUCCACAUGAAAAGAAUGAGGUUUUAUUGGAAUGAAAACCCUCUACAGCAAGUGUCAUUUCAACAUGUGACGUUAGUUGAUAGUAGAUUUGAAGAAGAGUAUAUUUUUAUGCCCGAUAUCAUAAAGAAAGCACUGAUUAUUGAAGCUAGUACCAUUCAAAAAUCUAGUAUCCAGUUACGAAAUAAUUUCUCCUUAGAAAUAGCAAACUCUACCAUGAUGAUGGCAAAUAUUUCUAUUGUUUUUGGAGCCAAUAUAGUUAUUUCUUCGUGCCACAUUUCAAAUUUUGAAUUUAAAGUGCUCACCAAAGACGUAUUUCUAUCCUCACCACCUGCAAAGAUUCAGAAUUAUGGAUUCAUUGUUGAGAAUAGUUAUAUUGAAAAUUCUAACUUUAGAUUAUAUGGUUUUAACGAAAUCAAGUUUAAAAACACACAUCUCUAUGCAACAAAUUCUAUAUAUCAAUUAUUUUCAUUUUAUAGCAUGUUCUCCAACGUUGUUGCUCGAUCAGGAAGACUACACAUGUGGCUGGACAGAGUUAAUGACGUCUCAAUGUCAAAUUGUAAUUUUGAUUCGUUGAGUGCGAUCAAUAGUGGCUCCCCAUUGUUGAAAAUUUCCUCCUGCUCGUCACUGACUCUUAUUGGCAUUAUUAGCUCUAAUAAUAUGGCCCCUCUUAUAAGUGUUUCAACGGGUCAAGUGGUAUAUAUUAACCACUUUACAGCAUAUAACAACCAAGAUGGACCGUGCUUGAAAGCUGAAUUGGGUCAAAUAAUUGGAGGCACUCUCUUUCGGAUUAACGAUUUUAAUUUUACGAACAACAAGUGCUCUUCGAAUGGUUGUGCCAUCUAUGUGGAGGCUGAUGAAAUACAAAUGGAUAAUGGUCAAUUGAUGGGAAAUCAGGGGAAAAACGGCGGUGCGUUGUUUGUUAGGAGCAAAGAACUACGCUCUAUUAUAAUCAAUUUCUUUAACAAUGUUGCAUUGUCGAAAGGAGGAGCCGUAUUCGUUGAUUCUCCUACAGUAUCAUUUGUGGCUUGCAGAUGUGACGGUAAUAUGGCAUACUUCAGCGGAGGGUGUGUUUAUUCUCAACAACCAAUUCCACGAACAGAGUUAUAUAUUUUUUUCAAUAACAAUGUUGCAAAAUCGUAUGGAAAUAAUGUUGGAACAGAAAUACAAGUAACAAAAUAUCAGAUGAAAGUACAUUAUGGCCAAUUCAAGGUGAUCACAUUUAAAAGCAAUUAUACCAGUGUUCCUGAAAUAUUUCUUUAUCCAGGACAAGAACUUCCCUCUAUAGACCUUGAAAUUUGGGACGUUAGCAAUACAAAGAUUUUGUUUUUGGAGUCACCUUUAAGGUUGAAACUUAAUGAUACCUCCCAAGGUUUUUCCAUUUACAAUCAAAAUAAUUCCAACACUCUUUCAUUAGAGUCACUACAAGUAACAAUCAAUAAUGCGAGUCAACAAGUUCUAAAUACGAACAUCUUCAUUGAUGAUCACACUAGUAUAAGCAUUCCAAUUAACAUUUUACCAUGUCCUGAAAAUAAGACACUCGAAAAGACUCUCAACGGAUUUGUUUGCAUGGAUCGUCCACACAUUCCCUAUGAAAUUGUCGUUCCAACAGUUUCUAUAUUGACAUUAAUAUUAGCUGGCAUAAUUAUUAUUGGAACAUAUGGUAUUACUCGAAUUGUGAACUCGAUAGCUUCCAGGCUGAGAACGUUAAAGGAAAAAGAGCAGGCUGAGAAAAGAAUGGAAACUAAACUUAUUGAAAAGAGAGUGGUUUUAAUGAGCCACAAUGAAGACCAUGAAAUUCACACAGAAUAUCAUACAAUGGAAAACGCACCAUUGUUGAUCAAUAGCACCAGCGAUGGCGGGUCUUCGAAUUCAAAACCAAAAACAACUCCACGAUAUACCAAUUGGAUUAUCUCAAUCAAUGAAAUUGAAAUCAUUAAGCGGAUUGCUGAGGGAGGAAAUGGUACAGUCUAUUUAGCAAGCUGGAACGGAAACAAGGUUGCUCUCAAGUCACUGAAAAGUACGGGUCUUGCAGGCGACGAAGGAAAUGGAGAUUUAUCAGAAGAUGAUGAGUUUGAAAAAGAAGCUGCAGUAUUGGGAAGUAUGCGUCAUCCGAAUAUUGUUCAAUUUUUUGGAGUGAUUCUGGCAGGAAAAAACAAGUACAUGGUUGUCGAAUAUUUAGAAAAGGGAAGCUUGGAUAAAUUGAUCCAUGCCUCUAAAACAAAAGUUGAACCAUUGGAUAUGUACAGAAAAAUUGAUAUAUUACUUGGAGUUGCAAAAGGAAUGCAUUAUUUACAUUCAUUGAAACCGAAAGGAAUAAUUCAUCGUGAUUUAAAACCAGCGAAUAUUUUAUUGGAUAAUAAUUUCACAGCCAAGAUUUGUGAUUUUGGUCUAAGCAAAGCAUGGAGUGAUAGUUGCACGAAUUCUGUCACCACAAAUAUUGGAACCUUAUUUUAUAUGGCAAAUGAAAUGAUUGGAGGCGACUCUUCAUAUAACCACAAAGUAGACGUAUUUAGUUUUGCAAUCAUUAUGUGGGAAUUGUUUUUCGAGGAGAAUCCUUAUUUAAACUCGCAAUCAGAAAAGCUUUUCAAAUUCAUGGAGAGACAAGAUGGAUCUGCCGACACCUUAGGUGUCAAUGUGUUGUUCAGAGUGAUGCAAGGUGCCCGACCAAUAAUUCCAUUUCAAACUGAGGAUCAAAUGAAACAAUGGGUACAAGAAUAUAUGCAUGAUGAUCACACUAAUUCGAAAACUUCAUUGGAGACCUUAUAUCUCAUAAUUCCUCAAUACAUUGAGCUCAUGAAGGAAUGUUGGAAUUCAAACUAUCAUGAAAGGCCCGAGUUUGGUGAGAUUUGUACAAGAUUAACUCGGCUCAUGACCUCUUAA
Molecule: messenger RNA, 3189 nt
Organism: Naegleria lovaniensis
Lineage: Eukaryota; Heterolobosea; Eutetramitea; Acrasida; Naegleriidae
Exons: 3
Coding region: 1-3189 (1062 amino acids)
Biological process (GO): protein phosphorylation
Molecular function (GO): ATP binding; protein kinase activity
Source: RefSeq, a predicted model, not a curated record